AAAGGUAUGUAUGGUCAUGAAUGCAAUGAAACAUGUGGACACUGUAAUGUAGACCGAUGUUCUCCGAUCAACGGAACAUGCUUAACUGGAUGCGAUGCUGGUUAUCAGGGAGAAUUUUGCAUCACCAAGUUUGGCAAAGGAAUGUAUGGUGAUGGCUGCAAUGAAACAUGUGGACACCGUCGUGAUGUAAACAAGUGUUCCAAUAUCAAUGGAACAUGUUUAACCGGAUGCAGUGUUGGUUAUCGGGGAUACUUGUGUAAAACAGAGUGUGGCAAAGGUACGUUUGGUGAUGGCUGUAAUGAAACAUGUGGACACUGUAGUGACGUAAAUCAAUGUUCCAAUAUCAACGGGAUAUGUUUGACUGGUUGUGAUGCUGGUUAUCAAGGGGAAAUGUGCAAUGCAGCAUGUGACAAAGGUACGUAUGGUGAUGGCUGCAAUGAAGCAUGUGGACACUGUCGUGACGUUAACCAGUGUUCCAAUAUUAACGGGACAUGUUUAACUGGAUGUGCUGUUGGUUAUCGGGGAUACUUGUGUAAAACAGAGUGUGGCAAAGGUACGUAUGGUGACGACUGCGAUGAAACAUGUGGACACUGUCUUGACGUACACCAGUGUUCCAAUAUCGAUGGUACAUGCUUAACUGGAUGCAGUGCUGGUUUUCAAGGGGAAAUGUGUAAUGCAGAUUGUGACAAAGGUAUGUAUGGUCAUGAAUGCAACGAAACAUGUGGACACUGUAAUGAAGACCGAUGUUCUCCGAUCAACGGAACAUGUUUAACUGGAUGUGAUGCUGGUUAUCAGGGAGAAUUUUGUACCAAGUGUGACAAAGGUACGUAUGGUGAUGACUGCAAUGAGACAUGUGGACACUGUCGUGACGUAAAGCAGUGUUCUAAUAUCAACGGGACAUGUUUGGCUGGUUGUGCUGUUGGUUAUCGGGGAUACUUGUGCAAAAAAGAGUGUGACAAAGGUACGUAUGGUGACGACUGCGAUGAAACAUGUGGACACUGUCUUGACGUACACCAGUGUUCCAAUAUCGAUGGUACAUGCUUAACUGGAUGCAGUGCUGGUUUUCAAGGGGAAAUGUGCAAUACAGAUUGUGACAAAGGUAUGUAUGGUCAUGAAUGCAACGAAACAUGUGGACACUGUAAUGAAGACCGAUGUUCUCCGAUCAACGGAACAUGUUUAACUGGAUGUGAUGCUGGUUAUCAGGGAGAAUUUUGUACCAGUGAGUUCAAUUAA
Molecule: messenger RNA, 1233 nt
Organism: Magallana angulata
Lineage: Eukaryota; Metazoa; Mollusca; Bivalvia; Ostreida; Ostreidae
Product: multiple epidermal growth factor-like domains protein 10
Exons: 9
Coding region: 7-1233 (408 amino acids)
Molecular function (GO): scavenger receptor activity
Source: RefSeq, a predicted model, not a curated record